Molecule: messenger RNA, 900 nt
Organism: Rotaria sp. Silwood2
Lineage: Eukaryota; Metazoa; Rotifera; Eurotatoria; Philodinida; Philodinidae
Source: the annotation of a GenBank genome assembly
AUGUUUAUUAGUACUUCAGUUAUAUCAUUUGUUUUAAAUAUUCGUUUUUUAAUUAUUGAUCGUCAUCGAUUAAAGCCAUUAGUAUUAAAUUUAAUCAUUAAUUCAUAUAUAUUCAUGGUUUUUAGUUUACCUUAUAUAUUAAUUCAAUCAAUAAAAUGUUAUCCAAUUCAAUCAUAUAUUAUUUGUUGCUUUCAAAGUUUUGUGUGUUUUACAUGUGCUAUUUGUGUUAUGUAUACAACAUCAUUAUUAGCAUUAGUUCAAUAUAUAAAAUUAUUUUAUAAUUCGAGUAGAAUAUAUCAAAUAAUUGAAAAGAAAAAUAAUUUUCUUAUUCCAUUAUUAUGUUGGUUAAUAUCAUUACUUUGGUCAUUACCACCAAUGAUGAAUAUAAAACCAGGUUUUAUACGCGAAGGUCAAGGUUUUGAUUGUGGUCUUAAUUGGAUAAAAUCAGAUAUUCAAAGUCGUUUAUAUUUAUUUUUUGCAUUUAUAUUCAUUUAUUUUUUACCAUUAUUUUGUUUAUUAUAUACAAAUAUUCGUAUAUUAAUAACAAUACGUAAACUUAUCUACAAACGAUACCCAUUAGUACCAAAAUCUAAUGAAAAAAUAUCUAUUGAUAUGCAUCAUCAUUUUAUUGAUAAAUUUACUGUUAUGGAAAGUAAUCGUCUUAAACAUCUUCGAAUUGAUCGAAGAUUUUCUCAAGCAAUCAUGAUUACUGUUUUACAUUAUUUAUUAGCUUGGACACCAUAUUCAAUAUGUGGAAUAUUACAAAUGUUAAUAGCUAUGAAAUAUAUUCAUUAUGAAAUUCCAUCCACGAUAUUAACAAUAUCAGCAUUAACAGCAAAAAUAGCUGUUACGGGACAAUCUUGUGUUUAUUUUUUUACUACACGAUCAUUAAAUAAAUAA